Sus scrofa (pig) is the source of this 3461-nucleotide messenger RNA. It is a transcript of the gene STRIP1, whose product is annotated as striatin interacting protein 1. Lineage: Eukaryota; Metazoa; Chordata; Mammalia; Artiodactyla; Suidae. The record is from RefSeq and is a predicted model, not a curated record. Gene Ontology annotation, cellular component: cytosol. Gene Ontology annotation, biological process: cytoskeleton organization.
AGAUAAAAAGACCUCUAAACUGGGACCCACACAGAGUAAAAACCAAAGGGGCAGAGGAGGAUAGGAAGGCAAAUAGAAGAAAUAUCGCGAACUGUUGGGCAGCCAAGAUGGCUUCCGGCACUUGCCGCCACACUUAAUAUGGCGAUCAGGGAGCGUUCCGGGAGGAAAUCACGCGAGAGUUUCAUCGCAGCAACUGUCGUUGAACUGAGCCGAGCCGGGGGUGUGGAGCAGCCAAGAUGGAGCCGGCACUCGGCGGUCCCGGUCCUCUAAUCAUGAACAACAAGCAGCCCCAGCCGCCUCCACCUCCGCCGCCCGCAGUCGCGCAGCCUCCGCCUGGGGCACCGCGGGCCGGCGGGGGCCUCCUGCCCGGGGGCAAAGCCCGAGAGUUCAACCGCAACCAGCGCAAAGACUCGGAGGGCUAUUCCGAGUCUCCAGACCUCGAGUUUGAGUAUGCUGACACAGACAAGUGGGCUGCAGAGCUCUCAGAGCUUUACAGCUACACGGAAGGGCCAGAAUUCCUGAUGAAUCGGAAAUGCUUUGAGGAGGACUUCCGGAUGCAUGUGACGGAUAAGAAGUGGACCGAACUGGACACCAACCAGCACCGCACCCACGCCAUGAGGCUCCUGGAUGGCUUGGAGGUCACUGCCAGGGAGAAGAGACUCAAGGUGGCUCGAGCAAUUCUCUACGUUGCCCAGGGCACCUUUGGGGAGUGUAGCUCAGAGGCAGAGGUGCAGUCCUGGAUGCGCUACAACGUCUUUCUGCUCCUGGAGGUGGGCACGUUCAACGCUUUGGUGGAGCUUCUGAACAUGGAAAUAGACAACAGUGCCGCCUGCAGCAGCGCCGUGAGGAAGCCGGCCAUCUCCCUGGCUGACAGCACAGACCUGAGGGUCUUGCUCAACAUCAUGUACCUGAUUGUGGAGACGGUUCACGAGGAGUGUGAGGGUGAUAAGGCCGAGUGGAGGACCAUGCGACAGACCUUCAGGGCCGAGCUGGGUUCCCCACUGUACAACAAUGAGCCGUUUGCCAUCAUGCUGUUUGGGAUGGUGACCAAGUUCUGCAGUGGCCAUGCCCCCCACUUCCCCAUGAAGAAGGUCCUCUUGCUGCUCUGGAAGACAGUGUUGUGCACGCUGGGCGGCUUCGAGGAGCUGCAGAGCAUGAAGGCCGAGAAGCGCGCCAUCCUGGGCCUCCCCCCGCUGCCUGAGGACAGCAUCAAAGUGAUCCGCAACAUGAGGGCCGCCUCUCCGCCAGCCUCCGCCUCCGACCUGAUUGAGCAGCAGCAGAAACGGGGCCGUCGAGAGCACAAGGCUCUGAUAAAGCAGGAUAACUUGGAUGCCUUCAACGAGCGGGAUCCUUACAAGGCUGACGACUCUCGUGAGGAGGAAGAGGAGAAUGACGACGACAACAGUCUGGAGGGGGAGACGUUCCCUCUCGAGCGGGAUGAGGUGAUGCCUCCCCCGCUGCAGCACCCCCAGACAGACAGGCUUACCUGCCCAAAGGGGCUCCCAUGGGCUCCCAAGGUCAGAGAGAAGGACAUCGAGAUGUUCCUCGAGUCCAGCCGCAGCAAGUUCAUAGGUUACACUCUGGGCAGUGACACAAACACGGUGGUGGGGCUGCCCAGGCCAAUCCACGAAAGCAUCAAGACUCUGAAACAGCACAAGUACACGUCGAUUGCAGAGGUCCAGGCACAGAUGGAGGAGGAGUACCUUCGCUCUCCUCUCUCAGGGGGAGAAGAGGAGGUGGAGCAAGUUCCCGCGGAAACUCUCUACCAAGGCUUGCUCCCCAGCCUGCCGCAGUACAUGAUUGCGCUGCUAAAGAUCCUGCUGGCUGCAGCUCCCACCUCAAAGGCCAAGACAGACUCCAUCAACAUCCUAGCAGAUGUCCUGCCUGAGGAGAUGCCUACCACAGUGUUGCAGAGCAUGAAGCUGGGGGUGGAUGUGAACCGCCACAAAGAGGUCAUUGUUAAGGCCAUUUCUGCCGUCCUACUGCUGCUGCUCAAGCACUUUAAGUUGAACCACGUCUACCAGUUUGAAUACAUGGCCCAGCACCUGGUGUUUGCCAACUGCAUCCCUUUGAUCCUAAAAUUCUUCAAUCAAAACAUCAUGUCCUACAUCACUGCCAAGAACAGCAUUUCUGUCCUGGACUACCCUCACUGCGUGGUGCACGAGCUACCCGAGCUGACUGCCGAGAGUCUGGAAGCAGGUGACAAUAACCAGUUUUGCUGGAGGAACCUCUUUUCUUGUAUCAAUCUGCUUCGGAUCUUGAACAAGCUGACAAAAUGGAAGCAUUCGAGGACAAUGAUGCUGGUGGUGUUCAAGUCAGCCCCCAUCUUGAAGCGGGCGCUGAAGGUGAAACAGGCCAUGAUGCAGCUCUAUGUGCUGAAGCUGCUCAAGGUGCAGACCAAGUACCUGGGGCGGCAGUGGCGAAAGAGCAACAUGAAGACCAUGUCUGCCAUCUACCAGAAGGUGCGACACCGGCUGAACGACGACUGGGCCUACGGCAACGAUCUUGAUGCCCGGCCGUGGGACUUCCAGGCAGAGGAGUGUGCCCUCCGUGCCAACAUCGAACGCUUCAAUGCCCGGCGCUAUGACCGGGCCCAUAGCAACCCUGACUUUCUGCCUGUGGACAACUGCCUGCAGAGUGUCCUGGGCCAGCGGGUGGACCUCCCUGAGGACUUCCAGAUGAACUACGACCUCUGGUUAGAAAGGGAGGUCUUCUCCAAGCCCAUUUCCUGGGAAGAGCUGCUGCAGUGAGGCUCCUGGGUGGGAGUCUGAAAGAUGGGGUGAUCCCCAGGUACCCCAGGGGCUGUCCUCGUUCCUUGCUGCAGUGCUCCCAUCCCCCUCCAGGUGGCAGCACAGCCCCACUGUGCCCUCCCAGGCCAGUGCUGGACUGGUGAGUGAGUCCAGAUCUGGCCUCUCUGUGGUUCCCAGUGUCCUGCUCGGAGCCGUCAUUUCUCUCCCUGGGAUCCUCUUCCUUCGUUCCUCCCCGCCCUCCUCUCUCGGACGUUGUUGGUUGCAGCUCAUUUGUCAUGUAGGCCCAAGGCUGGGGAAAGUUAGGUUGGGCUGGGAACCCACUGCAUCUGAAUUUCAGGGAUCAUGCUCACUCUUCCUGAGACACGCAGAUCCUUGGCAUGUGGGUUUGCCAAGGAGGAGGGCUUAGGGUUAGAGCCCGGUCAGACAGUGGUUUUGCUUUAGGGGUUUCUGAUGUCAUUCCAGCCUCCUGCUAAGUUUCAUCCAGAAGCGGUUGCAGAGGCUCCUGCAGCUGCCUCAGCACUUUGCUUCUGGACAGAGUUGGGGUAGGAAGAGAUGUGUCCUUUAACCAGAGGUGCCAUUUUUUUUUUUUUUUUCUUGGUUUGCAGGGGUCUGUAAAUACCUAUAUAUAAAUUGGUGUGUAUUCUCUUGUGUCAUGUUGGGGUUUUUAAUGUGUUUGUGUAUUCCGUUUACAUUAAAAGGAAGCAAAAACAA